AUGAAGCACUUUCUUUUGCAUUUGAUGCAUCUGGUUGCUGACUUGGUCUUUGCUGUGUCUGAUUAUUGCCAAACCCAUCAAAAUACAAGUAAAUGGACAAUUGUGGAUUUUGCUGUUGGGAAAGAACUAAGAAGAAACAAUGGUGGUGGUUUGGUUAAGGGAAGAGAUAAUGGGUCAGUGUUUACAUGCAGCACCAUUAUAUCGAAAAUCAAAUCCAUCUGGAACACUCUAGAAUGGAAACCAUCUCCAACAGCUUGUGUGUUAAAUCUCACUUCUUUCCCAUUCGAACCAACUGGUCGAUGCAUUGGCACCCAAAACAAGGUCCAAAUUUGGGACAGCUUUAAGACCUCCCUUUGCUGCCAAAAUGCCCUCACAGUGUUGUCAAAGGCAUUGGCACAGCAUGCCAGGGAUGGGGAAGGGAACAUCUUCCUCGAUGACGCUCAUUGGAAAAACUGUAGUGGCCCCUUUUUGCGACAAUCUGUUUCUGUGCAGUCCUGUAGAUUAAGUGAUCUCGUCCAAGGGAGUAGUCGAUGCUCUGGCCUUUCAUUGUCAAUAAUUAGGCAGGAGCAAACCUAUCAAGAUGCCUUAAAGAAGUGUUCUCAAUUCAACUCUUCAUUUGACGAUUCUUGUCAAACUUGCACCGCUGCAAUAACAACAGCAAGAGAUAAUCUGUUGGAUUUGUUCAAGGCAAAGGGAAAGGACAGUGAGAAAAAGCUAUGUGGUGUUGCAACUGUUACCUCUAUUGCAGCUGAGUUAAUGGAUGAUCACUCCUCAGUGGAAGAUUUCUAUAGUUGUUUGUAUGCCUUAGAUGUGUUAGACCCAGGUUAUAUCAGAAUGAAAUAUUCUUUGGUGAAAGCAAUAUUGGCUAUUCUUAUAGCAACCAUCGGAAUAAUGCUGGUUGUUAUGCUGAUAAAAUAUGCAACCAAGAAUAAACCAGAUCCAAAACAUGUUCAAACCAAAGAGAUUGCAACAUGGUCUGGCCUCUAUAGAUUCUCCAGGGCUGAGAUUGACAAUGCCAUUGGUCCCGAAAGGGAGUUUCUGGGACGAGGAAGUGCAGGCCAUGUUUAUAAAGGUACUCUACCCAGUGGACAACAUGUGGCCAUUAAGCAGAUAAAUAAGAACACCACAUCCGAUUCUUUCACUCGCGAAGUUGAAGGUCUUUCAAAGGUCCGACAUCCAAACCUAGUUUGCCUCUUUGGUUGCUGCACAGAAGGCGGCGAGCAGUAUUUAGUCUAUGAAUAUUGUUCAGAAGGAAAUCUAGCUCAACAUCUCCUAAAGAAAGAUAACGUCUUACCAUGGCAAAAAAGAGUUCAGAUCGUAAGGGACUGUGCACUGGCAUUGAGAUAUCUCCACCAUCAUAUUGAUGGCUGCAUUGUUCACAGAGAUAUCAAGCUUACAAACAUCCUUUUGACUGGGGAUUUGCAACCCAAGCUCUCUGAUUUUGGGUUGGCAAAGAUGCUGGGAAUGGAGGAGAGCAAAGUAUUUACAGACGUUAGAGGCACCAUAGGCUAUAUGGACCCUGAAUACAUGAGCAAUGCUAAGCUGACCUGUGCUAGUGAUAUCUACAGCUUUGGUAUUGUUGCUCUGCAACUUUUAUCAGGACAGAAAGUAAUUGAGCUUGAUCUUGAUGCCAGAGACCAACUCACAAGAAAGGCAAAGGAUGUCAGUAUUGGUAAACGUCCGCUAACAGAUUUCAUAGACUCCCGGCUGAAUGGUGUUAACUAUGUGGACUUUGAAUCCAUAUUGCAAGUUGCGGUGCUGUGUGUUGCUGGUUCAAGCAAUGGUCGACCAACGAUAGAUGUGGUAUUCGAGGAGAUGGAGAAGGCCUGGAAGAACACAAUUGCUGACAUGAAAGGAAGGAGGGAGAUGAGCUCAUCUGCAACAUCACAAUCCAGGUUAGCAGAAGUGAUGCCAGUGUGACAUGUCCUCCAUCAAAUCCCAGGGCUCAACCCUGGACAGGCGGUGGAAACUACCAAGCUGGAGUGCAGGAGGGGCAGAGGGAAUUUCCAGUGGAGCGGUGAAAUGUGUAGAGAUCGGAAAGAUGUGGUGGUGAAAGGCUUUGGGAUGUUUUGUUCAUCAAGUUAUCGUAGAACAGUGAGUGGGUGUUGAUUAGGGAAUUUUCAUAUAUGUAUGUGAAACUGUAUGUGCUUUGCAGGUUAACUAGUGGUCAUAUGUAAUAAAUUAACAUGGGGGUUCCAGGGAAAUAAAAUAAACCCAAAUAAUAUCUAGUAUGUAGAAUUUGAUUAUUCAAAUUUCCCUUUGUUUUCAUAAAAUGUUGCAUAUAUAGAGAAUGAGAAAGAACUUUUUGUGUACGUGUCAAAUAUG
Molecule: messenger RNA, 2325 nt
Organism: Cornus florida
Lineage: Eukaryota; Viridiplantae; Streptophyta; Magnoliopsida; Cornales; Cornaceae
Product: probable receptor-like protein kinase At1g11050
Exons: 10
Coding region: 1-1920 (639 amino acids)
Biological process (GO): protein phosphorylation
Molecular function (GO): protein kinase activity; ATP binding
Source: RefSeq, a predicted model, not a curated record